Messenger RNA from Aedes albopictus (Asian tiger mosquito), 920 nucleotides. Its product is annotated as cuticle protein 19-like. Gene Ontology annotation, cellular component: extracellular matrix. The transcript is spliced from 2 exons. The record is from RefSeq and is a predicted model, not a curated record. Lineage: Eukaryota; Metazoa; Arthropoda; Insecta; Diptera; Culicidae. The coding region runs from base 106 to 453 and encodes 115 amino acids.
AAUUGGAAAACCUACAAGCAGUAUAAAGACACUGUGUUGUGCUAAACUCAACAUCAGUUCUAAACAAUCAAUCUGUCAAGCAGUAUUCGAAACAGGCGAUCUAAAAUGUUUAAGAUUAUCGUCCUUGCUGUCUGUUUGACCAUUGUUGCCGCCGCUCCCUACUACGGAGGAGACUACAAUCAUCAUCAUGAGGAUCAUCAUCAUUCGCAUCCUAAGUACAAAUUCCGAUAUGGUGUUAAGGAUGGGUACACCCAUGAUCACAAGAGUGCCUGGGAACACCGCGACGGAGAUGUGGUGAAAGGACAAUACACUCUGGAUGAAGCCGAUGGCACCCAUCGUGUGGUUGAUUACAGCUCGGACCACAAGUCUGGAUUCCAGGUGCACGUUCAGCGCAACGGAGAAGCUCGUCACCCACACGGAACGAGCUACGUAAAAAUCGAUCAACAUUACUAAUAUGAGAAAGACUGAAACACAUCAAUGUUUCAUUGAUGCAUUGAGAAUAAGACUGCUACAAAUAAACACACUUAUAUGGUCAUAACUAAAUUCAAAAAGUUUUAUUAUAUCUUCAGAUGGCAUCAGCAAAAAAAAGUUUCACAAAUUUGUAGGUGGUACAGUCCAUGAUCGCUGUUAUGAGGAUUCCCCUUUCCCAUUUGAGGGGACCAGAAUCAAAGGGGUGUAAGUGACCAUUUUGCCGAUUUUGAGCUGAGCAUAUCAUAAAAUUCUUCAGAUUUGAAGCUUUCAGGAACUUUUUUAAGAUUGUUUCUACGAUGUUUGAAAAAAUUACAAUAAAUCAGUGAAAAUUGGGUUGAUUUUGAAACUCCAUACAUUUUGUAUGGGAUGAAAAAUUAGUCAAAAACUUUAAACCUCAUUUACUCGAAAGUGGGUUUUUGUCACUUACACCCCUUUACUUCUAACCCCCU